Molecule: messenger RNA, 1860 nt
Organism: Nomascus leucogenys (northern white-cheeked gibbon)
Lineage: Eukaryota; Metazoa; Chordata; Mammalia; Primates; Hylobatidae
Gene: ORMDL1
Product: ORMDL sphingolipid biosynthesis regulator 1
Biological process (GO): negative regulation of ceramide biosynthetic process; ceramide metabolic process; intracellular sphingolipid homeostasis
Cellular component (GO): endoplasmic reticulum membrane
Source: RefSeq, a predicted model, not a curated record
UUCCGCAAGCUGCGCAGCGCCGGGCCUGAGGGCGUGUAUCCGCGGCCGUAGCAGCCGGGCUGGUCCUGCUGCGAGCCGGCGGCCCGGAGUGGGGCGGCGGCAUGUACCUUCCACAUUGAGUAUUCAGAAAGAAGUGAUCUGAACUCCGACCAUUCUUUAUGGAUACAUUAAGUCAGAUAUAAGAGUCUGACUACUUGACAGACUGGCUCGAGCAAACAUGAAUGUUGGAGUUGCCCACAGUGAAGUGAAUCCAAAUACCCGUGUCAUGAACAGCCGGGGUAUGUGGCUGACAUAUGCAUUGGGAGUUGGCUUGCUUCAUAUUGUCUUACUCAGCAUUCCCUUCUUCAGUGUUCCUGUUGCUUGGACUUUAACAAAUAUUAUACAUAAUCUGGGGAUGUACGUAUUUUUGCAUGCAGUGAAAGGAACACCUUUCGAAACUCCUGACCAGGGUAAAGCAAGGCUCCUAACUCAUUGGGAACAACUGGACUAUGGAGUACAGUUUACAUCUUCACGGAAGUUUUUCACAAUUUCUCCAAUAAUUCUAUAUUUUCUGGCAAGUUUCUAUACGAAGUAUGAUCCAACUCACUUCAUCCUAAACACAGCUUCUCUCCUGAGUGUGCUAAUUCCCAAAAUGCCACAACUACAUGGUGUUCGGAUCUUUGGAAUUAAUAAGUAUUGAAAUGUUUUGAAACUGAACAAAAAUUUUUACAGCUACUGAAUUUCUUAUAAGGAAGGAGUGGUUAGUAAACUGCACUGUUUCUGUGAUAAUGUGAAAUGAGAAGUAUUUACAUUGGAGCGCCAAUGGCUGGUCCUUCAAGUGCUGUUUUGAAGUGCAGAUUUCCAUUAAAUGAUGCCUCUGUUUAAUACACCUGGUAUAUUUCUGAAGAGGGGGCUUUAUAAGCAGGCUGGGCAGGCCCAGCUUAUAAGUUAAAGGACAUCACAGUGAGGGUGUAGUAGAUAAAUUCAAGGAAAUAAGAGUUUUGUAAGAAACUAGGACCAGCUUAACUUAUAAUGAAUGGGCAUUGUGUUAAGAAAAGAACAUUUCCAAUCAUUCAGCCAUGGUUAUUUAAAGCAGACUUACAUGUAAAGAGGAAUCCUCUCUAUACAAGUUUAUUAAAGAUUAUUUUUAUUACCAUACAUAUUUCUCUUGUUUUAUGUAAGAGGAUGUAUAUCCUCUUGUUUUAUACAAGCCAGUUCCCACUUAUGAGGGUACUUUUUUGGUUUUGCAGGCUCAAUAUUAUGUAUUGGUCAAUGAAGCCAUUUUUACAUUUAUUACGUUACAGAGUUCAUGGAGGUUCACCUUUGUGACUGAUUGGUGAUAAAAGAUAGCCAAGUAUCUUACAAGCAGCCUCUGAGUUAGUGUUCUAAUUUUGGAACAAAGCGGGUUUUACUGCUUUUCCAGACACAAGGCUGCUAAACCAAUUAAGAAAAUAAUUUAUUUCUUUCAAGCAACUAAAAAAUAUAUGGUAAUUUAAAGGUGUCUGCUUGUUUGAACAAUUUAAUUGGGAAAGUUUGUCACCAUUUGAAAAAGGAAAUAUAAAAGGAACAACCAUAUAGCCAGCCUGUGGUCUGGCAGAAACAACGUCUCUAGCAAUAGUACCAAAGUAAGUAAUGGAGUCUUUUUUGGCAGGUCUGCGGUAAAAGAUAACAUUUUCUUUUCUUAGUCCUCCUGCUCUCAACCCCCUUAUUUUGCCCAUUAAUAUUUUGCCUAUGAUUACAUGGGUUUUAGUAUAUAUAGCCCAAAAUGGUAACUGUCUCCAGAACAGCAACCACAUUGAAUUCUUGUGACUUAGGAAAGCUUCUUAUAGUUGCUGACAUUAAUUGCAAGAAAUAACUAUAUACUACUUUGAGAAGUAAACA